UAGAGAUUAGACAACAUCGGCAGCACGUGUGAAGAUGACUGACGAGAAAAGUGUGAAAAGGAGAAAACGUCCGUUACACAAUAAAGAUAAAAGGGCGAAGUCUAAAAAAAGGAAAACAGAAAGAGCACAGGAUGACUUCACUGAAGCGAAGUUUAAGUCCCUCCUACACGAUCCAGAGACUACCUUGUCAGGUCUCCAGAAGUUUUUGGAGCACUUUACAACAGACCACGAAGAUAAAGUCAUAGAGAUAUCAAAUUCUAAAGGACUUGCGCUGCUGAAAUCAUACCUUCUUAGUUCUUCCCAGUGCACAGAAGUAUUGAAUGUUCUUAGCAGACCCCAAAAAUCUUCUCAAGAGGUUCAUGCAGUUUUUCAAUGGCUAAGAAUUACUUUAAAGGAGUGCAAAAGGGUCGUGGCUUCAUUUUCAGAAGUGAGACAACACAUAGUGAAUACACUUUUUACAAAGCACACACCUAUGAUCCUCAACAGUCUGCGUCAGGGCAACAAACCUGCCCAUCUAAAGACAACUCUUCUUUUACUAGCUGACAUUGUUGAGUUGGGAUACAAGUAUGCCAGACUUAUUCUCAUCCAGUUUGAUUUCAAUCACCGCAAUCUUCCUUAUCUAUUGUUGCAAAAGGAUAGAAAGGAUCCUUGUGAUGUAAGAUCAUCAAUGAUAAUAUUCCUGAUGAGGCUGCUUUUGAUUGAAGAUCUGGAAAUUACUAAGACUUUGGUGGAUCAAAAAGUCUUGCUGCAAGAAACUCUCAAGGGCCUUGCUUAUGACAGAUCAGAAUAUGUGAGAUUUGUCUUAACUACCAUUCAUGACACCAUUGUGAUAAAUGAAGCCAUUGGCAAGACAGCCAAGGUUCACUUAUUCAGCACUCCUGUGUUGAGAGAGGUUUUGGCUUUAUACCAGUGGCCAGGGCCUACGCAUUGGAAGAGUCAUCCCUCAGAACUUGAGAAGCGAAAAUACACAUCAGAACAGAUGGAAGUGGCAGACAUUCUUCAUGCAAUGUUGAUUGAUUUGUGUGCCACACACAAGCCUGGCAUAUGUUUCAACGAUAAAACAUUGGGGUCCACUGAGAACAAAAAUCCUGCAAUGACCAAGCUUUUGGAGACACUCUUAACAUCAUACACUGCUCCAAAGUCUCACAAGCUAGCUCUGGCAAUCUUAAAGGCAUGUCCUGACCAGGUCAACACAUUUCUGAAACACUUGUAUCCACAUCUUGUGCCACGUUCAGUUGACACCUGGAUAGCAUGUGUCCAAUUUUUUAAACAGAUUGUCCAAAACUAUGACUGGCCAUCCACCCUAACAGAUCCUGGUGAAGGGAGUGAUAGGAUAUCGCAGUUGGUUCAUUUUCUGUUUCCUCCAGAGAACAUUAUUAACACCCUGAAAGAUGGAUUGCAUCACUCCUGCCCCACUGUACAACACCAGUCUCUGCAAGCACUCCUGGUGAUCAUGAGAAAGGGACAGCACUUUCAUGACAUCUCCAGCCAGAAGUUUGGAGACAACGCACCUCUGACUCAAGCUGUUCAUGGAUUCAUCUUAAAGGUUAUCCCAAGCCCCCAACUGCUUCUACAUUGUCUUGCAUCAAAUGGCAUUUACUGAAAAAUUCAGCACUCCCAUUACCCGGGACUUGUACAAAGAUACAGAAAUGCCAUUGCCACAUGUGACUCGCUUUGAACAUUUAGUGACCAUUCUAAAGACAUUUUGCGCAGCACCUCAUCUUCUGAACAGUGGUCCAAGUGAGAUGGUUCCACUGGUCUUGUCCCUCUUGGCAGAGGUGACAUCUUCUAGUUUGGAAAUUGACAGGCCUCCCACUGGAAUGUCUUCCACGUUACCAGCUUUGUGUUUACUGCAGGCAUUCUCAGCCUGUGAUAUCCGUAAACUUUCUUUAUUUGGAGAACCAGGUAACAAGGGAGAGAAGAAGAUUGGUUUGCUCCAGCAGCUGAUUUCUUUUACUCAGAGUGAGGAUGCUGUGUAUAGUGAUGCAGCACAAAGGAUGGUAGUAAAGAUUCUUCUGAGCACUGGUCUCUUUGAGGGACACGAGGGAGAGCUGCACAUCUGGCUCCGCCACCUUGAAUGUUCAGAUGAUGUUUCAUCUUCGUCAGGGUAGUGACAUUUCUCGUCGACAUUUUACGUCAGUAUAUUGUCAAUCCUUACCCUGCCAAUGAUCAGCUGAUGGAGAUGAUGGAUGAAGAGGACAAUCUGUGUAUGGAUAAGACUGGUUUGAGUCAUUCCUUUUCACCCCUGAGUAUGCUGGCCUUGAAGAGCAGCGUUCAUUCCUCUGAAAAUGUGCAGGGGUACAUUUGUCGUGUGCUAGUAGAUAUCCUUCACUCUUUGCAUGACAGCAGAGCUUUCAUCAGAGUGGUAC
Pomacea canaliculata is the source of this 2369-nucleotide messenger RNA. Its product is annotated as nucleolar pre-ribosomal-associated protein 1-like. Lineage: Eukaryota; Metazoa; Mollusca; Gastropoda; Architaenioglossa; Ampullariidae. The transcript has 16 exons. The record is from RefSeq and is a predicted model, not a curated record. Gene Ontology annotation, biological process: maturation of LSU-rRNA from tricistronic rRNA transcript (SSU-rRNA, 5.8S rRNA, LSU-rRNA); maturation of 5.8S rRNA from tricistronic rRNA transcript (SSU-rRNA, 5.8S rRNA, LSU-rRNA). Bases 35 to 1603 code for a protein of 522 amino acids. Gene Ontology annotation, cellular component: nucleolus.